This is a messenger RNA of Cinclus cinclus, 2683 nucleotides long. It is a transcript of the gene NCBP2, whose product is annotated as nuclear cap binding protein subunit 2. The transcript has 3 exons. NCBI's taxonomy places the organism in Eukaryota, Metazoa, Chordata, Aves, Passeriformes, Cinclidae. Gene Ontology annotation, biological process: mRNA cis splicing, via spliceosome. The coding region runs from base 70 to 570 and encodes 166 amino acids. Gene Ontology annotation, cellular component: nuclear cap binding complex. The record is from RefSeq and is a predicted model, not a curated record. Gene Ontology annotation, molecular function: RNA cap binding.
UGCAGCGGGGGGUGUCGGUCUGUCUUGUGCUGGGCACGGCCGGGCCGGGCCGGGCAGCGCAGCGCCGCCAUGAGCUCCGGCGGGACGCUGAGCAUCCUGCGCAGCGACUCCUACGCCGAACUCAGCCAGUACCGGGACCAGCAUUUCCGGGGGACGCGGUACGACCAGGAGCGGCUGCUGAGGAAGAGCUGCACACUGUACGUGGGGAAUCUCUCCUUCUACACCACGGAAGAACAGAUCCACGAGCUCUUCGGCAAAAGCGGCGACAUCAAGAAGGUCAUCAUGGGGCUGGACAAAGUGAAGAAAACCGCCUGCGGCUUCUGCUUCGUGGAGUAUUAUGCCAGAGGAGAUGCUGAAAAUGCAAUGCGAUACAUCAACGGGACCAGACUAGAUGACAGGAUCAUAAGGACAGACUGGGAUGCAGGAUUUAAGGAGGGUAGGCAGUAUGGCCGUGGAAGAUCAGGGGGGCAGGUAAGUUGUUGUACAGCCUGGGGUUUUAAGGGAAUGGUGAAUUUGCCAAACUUCUUGGUUUUGAAUGAACACAGAACAAUUUCAGAAAUAGCAGCUUAGGAGUCAUUGUUUAAGGUAACACUGGAAGACAUCUGAUCAAUGGCAGUAUACUCCACCAUAAAUUUUACUGAAAGUACUUGCAGAAACAAUUCUUGGCAGCCUGGGAGAUAAUGCUUUAAGUAAGCCCAGAAAAUGUAAGGGGCUGUCAGGAACACACAGGAUAGCAGUUGACUUACCCCACGUGGAGCAGGUGGUAGUGGCUUUUACUGCCAAAGCCCAGGGCUAGCCAUCCUUGUGUUGAUUAGAGAUGUGAUGAGAAAGGAAGUUGGUUUAUGCUGUUCUGGACAUGUUGCAUGUUUAGUGCAUGUUGUUUGGUCAGUCAGCUCCAUGUAGCUACUUAGGCAUUGUGAUGUCAGUAUGACUGUAUUCUAAUAGUGUAACAAUUUUUAGAAAUUGUUUUUUCCUUGUCUUUUCUGGACUUCCCAUUCUCCCUCCUUCGUUAGGUCCGAGAUGAGUAUCGGCAAGACUAUGAUGCUGGAAGAGGUGGCUAUGGCAAAACUGUUCAGUGCCAGUGACUCCUCGGCUUCACAAGAGAACCAAAUCUGCUUUGUAAAUGUCCCCAGGCACAAAGUAGGUCUGUUGCACACAAUUCACAGAAACUCCUAUCCAUGUUGCUGUGAGCACAUCCUAUGUUCAAUACCUCUUCUGUUUUAAGGAUCCAAAGCAUUGCAGAGGACCUGGGAGCAAGGCUUUAAGUAUUGGAAUGCUGAGGCUUUGGUCUCAAAAUGCUGCUAUAACUUACUGAAAGGAGUGAAGAUGUAAUGUUAUGGUGCUUCUUUUUUCCUCUGGCAAAACUUGAUUAGUCUACUGGAUUUUGUUUACAUUGGUAUCCCAGGUGGAGAGCAGUAAUAAAGGAUGAUUGGUGGAUUUUUCACAGAUGGAAGUAAAAUGCAAAGAGCCUGAAAAGGAAGGGGAAUUUCUAGGGAAAUUUUUUAAAUUCUAUGGAAGACUUCUAAGUUGCAGAUUUUCUGGGGUUACUGGAUUAGCAUCCUUUCCUGCUGGUGCUGUUCCUAGAACAUUUACAUGAACAGCUGUAAUAAAACAAAUGAAAUUGAGUUCAGGAGUCAUGAAGUUGAGGAGCAGCUGAGCAGAGAGCAUGAAGCAGACCUCUUUUGUCUUCUACAAAGUAUAGUUGUGAUUGCAUGACAGAGAAGAGCAAAUGCAAGAAUUACAGUACUAUUAUUGCACAGUUUGAGUAUUAGUAUUUUGUCCAAUAUUGUAGCCCUCUACAGCCUUAGUAUUUGAGGGCAGUAUCUUCCCUGUGCGUGUAAGGGUUGCAUGAAUCCAAGUUACCCCCAAAAUGGGAUGUUUGUGAAACUGGGUUUAUAAUGAAAAAGUUUCUUCCCAAAAUAGGUUUUCUAUUUGAGAAACUUGAUUUCAGACAACUUAGAAACAAAAGAGUUUUGGGAGGAGCCUUGCUUUCUACUGAGCAUGUGAUAAGAAUGGUAAAAGAAUUUCAGGAUUGCAUAGCUUGUGUUUUGUUUUUCUCUCCCUGCUGGGUCCUAGUCAUACUGCUUGUUGAUGUGUGGGAAUUUUGAUGUCCUGCAGACAUAGGUUUAAAAAAUAAGAUCCAAUAAGAUCCCAGGAUCAAUGAAAUUGACCUGCUGAAAUGAAAUAGUUUAAAAAGAACUGUUACAGGGCUUUGGAAUUUCUUCAUGGGCUUCCGUAUUCUGUGUAUAUGGCAUUUGCCAAAGUUUUGUGCGAAUACCUUGUUGUCCAUGGCUCCUUAUAAACUUUCAGAGGUGUACAAAAAUUGAUCUUUACUCACUGAAAGUAUUGUAGGAAAUUUUGACGUGUUUCUUGCACAGUUAAUCACUGCUGUUACUGUAAAUUGGAAGACAAGUGAGAUUGAACAACUCCUUACUUAGGAAGUGUGGGUUUGAUGUUUUUUGUCACAUAGACUAAAACUAGACUUUUGGGAUCACUUGGUGCUGGUCUGCAAAUAAGAUUUGAACAAAAUUACCUUUUCUGAUAUAGUAUAUUUGAUUAUGAGUUUACAGCCUGUAAUCUGCUGUAGAACAGUGCUGAAGUUUAUUUUUCAUUGUUUCAAUUUUGUAUAAAAAUAUGUUACCAAAAACUCUGAAGUCACUUUCUUUUAAAUAAAGCUGCAACA